This is a messenger RNA of Colletotrichum gloeosporioides, 1824 nucleotides long. RefSeq lists its product as uncharacterized. Lineage: Eukaryota; Fungi; Ascomycota; Sordariomycetes; Glomerellales; Glomerellaceae. Bases 1 to 1824 code for a protein of 607 amino acids. The transcript is spliced from 3 exons. The record is from RefSeq and is a predicted model, not a curated record.
AUGGAUAACUCUAGCGAAGCGGAUAUCUCUCUUGCGGCCAACGUCAAAGACGCCAUCAUCGGCUUCGAGCGGGUCGUCACUCUCGAGCCCGAGGACGAAUCUGAACACGGCAUCUGGGCGGCAAACAUCGUCGCCAGCCUUGGAAGCCUAGAGAGAGAAGUCGAGGCCUCCAUCGACUUGUCGGACUUACGGGCAUCACUGUCGCACGCUACCCAGCAAGUUGUCAUUCGAGCCUUGGACGUCGACCAUGAUCCGGCAACCCUACACACCCGCUCUCCAAACAAGCUAGAACGGUGCUGCCUCACGUGGAAGGUCACACCUGGCACCAUUGCCUUCUGGUUUCGCCUAGACCACGGUCGACCGUUCUUCGAUGCUCUUGCCGCUUUCGCCAACACGCACCCUCGCUGGCUGGAUGCUCUGCACCUUGUCCGACGCUGCUCGACCGACCGUCGUGGAGCGUCUAUUAUGCAAGCCCGAGACCGUGGCAUUACUACGCAAGACCUGAACAAAGCUGCAGGCAUGGAUGCGCUGCCGCCUGAGUUGCCCAAGCAGCCAGUGCUCCAACCACAAUCAACCCCCGCCCGAAGCGGCAAACACCGCACAUCCCUCAAUGUCACCACGAGCCAAACACCAUCAUCAAAAAGGCAACGCCAAAGCUCCUCGACAACGCCACUCCUCCACCAGACUCGCGAUACGAUGGUAUCCCUUGCUCUCGGCGAAGACCUUGGCGCCAACGGAAUUGGGGCCUGUGUUGAUGCUCUUCUGACGCUCAACAAAGUGAAGCCCACGUUCCACAUCUUUGACCCCCGGGAGCCUUUCGAACGAUAUGCAGAGCAGGAUGUUGCAGCUUGCCUUCCGGACAACUUGGUCGUUCUGCUGCGGCUAGAAUCCGGCGGCAGCUGGAUCGUCGUACAUCUCAAACGGUCUGUAGCACAUAUCGACGUUUGCGAUACGGCAGAGCCUGCGACAGACUUAGAUGUGAUCAAAGCCAGGAUUGAGCCCUGGAUCAAGGCACGGCAGCUGGUGGAUCUUAGGCAGCCGCUAACAUACACAUCACUGCCCCGUACCGAACAACGAUCCAAGACCAGCAGCGAUAUCCUUGCCCUUGCCCUUGCAACCUUCAUCUGCACGGAGCAGAACGAUCUGGCCCAAUUUGAUGUUGAGGGGACCCAGCGAGAUCUGCAGAAGGUUUUGUCUGGUGAUUUUGCUCAGCAACUUGGUUUACGGGAUGAGAUUUCCAAUCAGACACAGCCGGAGUCAGACCUGGCCACCGGCAAUUCGAGUUCCCAGAACGCCGUCGCCAGACUUGUCGGUGCAGCUUGUCCCGGCCUCCGGCCACUCCUCGACACUGUUCAGUCAACCCUGAAGCACAAGAGCGAAGUUGUUGGCGAUGCACUGAAACAAAUCAACGAGGAUAUUGUGCGCAACUUGGGAUGUAGCCCAACUGAGUUGUCAGUCAAGAUCAACGCACUUGAGGCAAUUAUUACGAGAGAUUUGGCAGAGGAUACAACCCUCCUUUCGAAGCAGCGUGCAGCCGACAGCGAUGUAGCCUUUUUUGAGGGUAUUGUAGACAAAACAUCGGCCAUAACUGAGCAAACUUCACCGGAGAGACAAAAGUGGAUUACAGAGACGGAGAAGAGUCUAGUCAACGCGAGGACGCUUCAAGAAUCACUAAAAGUCGAGAUCGAGGGCCGACGGGGAGACUUUCGCCGAAACAAAGUCUUGUUGGAGACUGGCCGGGCAUACCACACGCUUGUAGCGGACCUGAACGCCACCCAAGUCUACACGAAGCAAGCUCUUGACAGCAUUUCAGCGUUGGUCUAG